Molecule: messenger RNA, 2532 nt
Organism: Saccharomyces kudriavzevii IFO 1802
Lineage: Eukaryota; Fungi; Ascomycota; Saccharomycetes; Saccharomycetales; Saccharomycetaceae
Gene: EIS1
Product: Eis1p
Exons: 1
Coding region: 1-2532 (843 amino acids)
Biological process (GO): eisosome assembly
Source: RefSeq, a predicted model, not a curated record
AUGUCUUUAAUUUCUGCUGUGGAGGAAAGAGAUAUACCCAAUAUAGGCAAGUCCUUGUCCGGUGGGAGGAGCAGGACUUCGUCAAUAACCUCGUCGAAAAAAUCGCUAAAACACGGUUCAAGAUCUCAAAAAAAACCAAGAGUAUACCAGACAACGGGCGAACCACUCAGUAGAGAGGCGUUGUACAAGGCCAAACUGAAAUACGGAGUUUUUCAGUCACCUGCCCAAAGCUACUCAAUAGGUGUAAGCGACGCUCAUGCGGCUUCAGAUAAAGCUGCUAACCUAGCGCAUGACAAUCAAACCACCGUGGAAGCUUACAAACGGAUGUUUAUUGACCCCAAUGCCACUAAGGCCGCAUCUAAAGUGGGGUCCAAGGUUACUCGUAAAAACUCGAUCACUUCCGCUACUUCCGCUACUUCAAAGGAAUCUCAGAUGAAAAGAAGAGCAAAAGAAUCCUCGGGGGCCGCUGCAUCGAAAGCUUAUUCGAUGACGAUGGAAACGGCGAGCAUCAGUUCGCAAACUAAUAGUAAGUCCUAUUCUAUCACCUCUGCCAGCUCCGUGUUAAGCAGUGCCAGUAAUAGUUUGAGCAAUGCCGUCAAUCCUAGGCCUAAAACUUUGAAUUUGGAGAAAGUCUUGAUGGGUGCUGAAAAAAUGGCGGAAUCCCGUAUUAAGGAAAGAUGGGAGCCUGAAAAGGCCAACUUCCAGUAUGGUAUCAAGACUGAUGAGCAUGGUAGACUGAAUCAAUUCAGUUUUUCUAAUGACAUGAUGAAUAAUAUCAUGGCCAAAGUGGAUGCUCCAAAAGCACAAGAUUUACAAAAGGGCAAGGAAUUUGCAGCUGAGCGAGAAGCCAAAUCAAUGAAAUUUGCCUUAGGGGCCGCCCAUGCUGUCAAAGAUAUGAAUCCAGGUCAGGAUGUCGAUAAAGACUUAGCGUUAAAAGCCCAAAAGAGGGACUCUUAUCUAAAUCAGUUAACUUCUCAACAAGUGUUGACUUUGGCGAGAGCCAACGUCGACAGGCAGUUAGAUAUCAUUGAAAAAAGCGACAUGCAUAGAAAACUGUUCACCAAUAUGGAGUACAACAAGGCUGCUGUCGCCGCAGCGCAAUCUAAUCAACAGAAGAAAACUGAGUUCCAUAACAAGAUUAACAUGGGCGGAGGUCUAUUCUUGUCGCCAGAGGAUAUCACAAAAAUUGCCUCUGGAUUGAUUUCUCCUGUGCUUGGUGAGGUCAGUGAGAGGGCAGAGGCUCAACGUGCUAUGGAUGAAGAAAUUGCAGAAAGGACGGAAUCCUACAACAAGUCCAUGGAUGAGUGGGAGUCAAUGGAACGUUCCAUCAACUCCAAUGACACUAAAGUAUUGACUACUACGGCAAAUAAACAUCAAACUGAAAAGAAGGCCACCGAGGAAAAGAUCAAAGCCAGCUACGACUCUCUUGUAACCAGGAUGGAUGCGAAAGUCACGGAAAGAGAAACUCUACUCGAAGAUACGAAGAAUAAAGAAAUCGACUUUAAAAAGCAAAUGCAACAAGAAUUGAAAGAUGAAAAAGCUCGAUUGGACCAAGAUUUGGAAGAUUGGGGUAAAAACUGUGAACAAGAUAUCAGCGAUGCACGUAAAGAGCAGGAGGAAGUAUUGAAACCUUACCACGAAGAUUUGGCAAACGUAGAAGCGGAGCACCAAACUCUGCUAAGAGAACGUGAUGCUAUUAACGCAGAGAUUUCCAGAUUGCAAGAGGCUAUUGUCGAUCAUAAAAGAAAAAUUUCCAACUAUGGGAAUGAUCUUGACGCUCAAAAGAAUAGAAAUGUAAGAGAAGACGAUAAAUUGGUGGAAUUAGGCCAAACCAAAGGAUCAUUGGAAUCUCAUUUGAACGAUGACGUUAUCAUUCUUGCCAACAAGGCAAAGGAACAGGCUGAAUUAUCAACAAAGGAGGCUCGUUUAAAACAGUUGGAAGUAGAUUCGUUGAUUAAUGAACGUAAAAGCGAGUUGAACACAACUGAAAUUGAGUUAAAGAAGGAGAAGUUGAACCUAUUGGAAGCUAUGAAAGACGUUGCUUCUGCACGUGGUGAUGAUAAAAUUGACGAAGAUAAGGUUAAAAGUUUGAUCGGUAUGACUUCUGAAGAGUACUUGGCAAAAAACAAACUUGUAAAGAAAAACGUUGAAGUCCUUCCAACCCAACUUGAAGAAAAAGAAGAAGAAGUUGACGGUAUAAAUAAGGAGAAGGCUGCUGAUACCAAAAGCAAAGAUUUAACUAAUGGCGACAGCUCAGUAGAACGUAUCGCUAAACCAUCCACAGGUGCUGAGUCUGUUGUUGAAACGAAGAAACCAGAAGGGGAGUCUUCACUUGAAACGCCAAACAAAAAAGAAAAUACCGGUGAUGAUGAAAUUGCCAAAGAUUCGAAGAACUCCUCCAUUUCACAGAAAGUAAAAGACAAAAAACCUUUGGAAAUCAGCCCUGACAGUCUAGAACAUACGUUCAGCGGGUUUUCUCAAGGUUCAUCGAUUGAAGAUGACGGUCAGAAUGUAAUUGGUAAGAAAAAGUAG